AUGCCAACAUUAUUACAAUUAAAAAUUGGUGCUCUUGUAACAUUGAUUGUAGCAUGGGCCUUCACAGUGGCAGCUUUAUUCACACCAGCAUGGAGAAAUCUUGAUAGUGAUAACAGUGUUGGACUAGUAACGUAUCAUUGCUCUUCUACUGCUUGUAAUUCUUUUAAAAAUGUAAGUUUACCUAGCCCUAGUCCAGAGCUUUAGUCCAGAAGCCCAGCUUAGAGCCCUAUUUUAGCCCUAGCUCAGAGCCCUAGCCUAGAGCCUUAGCCCAGAGCCCUAGCCCAGAGCCCUAACCCAGAGCCCUAGCCCAGAGCCCUAGUCCUAAACUUAGUGUUAAUCCUAGCUAUGGCUCUACCCCUACCUCUUCCCCUACCGCAACGUAUGCCUUGUCAUAUUGAAAUCUGCCUUACUUAGUCAUACCUUCAUCUAAUAUGCCUUACUGUAAACAUAAUACGUCUUAUCACAACUCAUCUCUAUAUUACUAUAGUACGCACUUAUUUCAGAACGUGCCCGACUGGUCGAGUACUUGUAAAGACUUGAAUAUCGCUGCGGCUGUUGGAAUGACAAUAAAACUGAUUGUCAGUCUAGUGACAUGGAAUAAAACAAAGUCGAAGUGUAUGUCCGUUCUCAAGGUUCUCGUGUGCCUUAUUGCUAUAGCCAAGUUACUGGUAUUAUUAAUAUUGUACGCCAUCAAAAGUGAUGACUACUUUGGGAGUGGUGGAGGUGAGUUAACGUACUUUUAUUUGGUUGUUCAAAUAAUUAUGCGCUUUUUCUCAAUACUAAUUUUUGUAGUUAAAGGGCCAGAAUUAUUUGAAAAAUUUAUAUUUUUGAAAAAAUGAAAUUAUUAAUUUCGGAAAUAGAUAUAUAGAAAAAUUUCGUAUGGUUAGAGAAAGAGAGAAAAAGUACUCUUUCUCGGCAGCGCGCAACCCAGUCGAAAGACAAACGAGCGGUUUUAUACCUAAAAGAUCAAGUACUUUCUCUUCGAACGUUCAGUUCCAAAUUAAGGUUGGUAACUGUUUCAGCUCACUCUUGUGUGGCUGAACAAUAUUAAUUUUGGAAUGCUUGAUCAAAAGGUUAAGCGCAUAUUAUAUUUUUUUAGCUUUUCAAUACUCAACAGUAGCUACAGCGACUGCAACCAGCCACUCUGGUACUUCAUUGGGCUAUAGUUAUUGGUUCGCUCUAGUAGCGGCUGUUUUCAUGGUAUUUAGUACUGGUUUCUCUAUAGUUGAACCAUGUAUUGCUAAGUAG
This is a messenger RNA of Bursaphelenchus okinawaensis, 1248 nucleotides long. The record is from the annotation of a GenBank genome assembly. NCBI's taxonomy places the organism in Eukaryota, Metazoa, Nematoda, Chromadorea, Rhabditida, Aphelenchoididae.